AUGUCUUUUAAACAAACUAUUUCAGGCCUUUAUAACAAUAAUUAUAAUAAAAUCAAAAGAUCUUUUGAUUUUGAUUUAAAAACAAAUAAUAACAUUUCAACCGCUGCCAGUGACAAUAAGAAUAAGAAUAAUUGUUAUAAGGAUAAUAACACUGAUUUUCAAUAUAAUAAUGAUCUAAUUUUGGAAAAAGAAUACUGUCAACAAAAAUCUUCUUAUCAAAAUGAAAGAAAAAUUUUGUUUCCAGCUAGGAAUAGGUCAAAAAAUAGUUAUUUUCAAUUCUCUAAUGAAUUAAAAACUAUCUUAAAAAAUGAUUCAGAUACAGAUUUGAAACAAUGUGCUGAUAAUUUUUGUACACCGACUAAAAAACCUAAACAUCUUGUAAUUGAUACAAGUGAAAGAGAAGAAAUAGAUAAUAAUCCAUUUAUUACGCCCCCCUCAAGUGCACUCAAAUGUAAUCAUUUUCUUUUUAAUAAUGAAAGUUGUUUCCCAUCUUCUUCUUCUUCUUAUCACCAUAAUGUCAUAAUUACAGAUUUCCAAUCUCUGAAAAUCAAAAGACAACCAUUAACAAGUCAUCGAUUUUUUAGUAUACCCGAAAUUUUGGACAAAAUAAUUAACUUCCUAGCAAUAAAUGAAGAUGGUUUGGAAUUAGAGAAACCUUAUAAGCAGAGACCACCUCAAUCUUUCAAACAUGCUUUAUUGAUAUAUAAAGAUACUGAAAAAGCUAAGCAAAUAUGGGAACGUACCAAAAAAAUGGACCAACAAUGGAAUUCUUCUAAAAAAUAUCAGUCAAAUGGAAGUCUUUUUAAUUGUUUGAUGGUAAAUAAAUUAUGGUUUGAAAUAACUUUCCCUUAUCUACUAAAAAAUUUAAUUUUUAAAGAUUUUGCUAGAUUUCACAAAUUCAUUAAUUUGUUUGGUGAUAAUAGUCAACUAAAUAUCCAGAGGCUAAUAUUAAAUAGAGUUUCAAAAUCAAAAUAUAUGCAUGGAACUAUUAUUAAUAGUAUGGCAUGUUUAAACUCGAUAGUAGAAUUGAAAAUUCAUAUAUCUCCAGAAUUUAUUUUACCAUCAAAUUGUUUUCAUAAUUUCAAUAAUUUACAAACGUUAUCCAUAACAGGAAAUAAGGUUAUUAACGAUACAUACAUUAUUAAAAUUUCACCAUUUUUAAAGAAAUUAUUAUCUUUUGAUUUAAGGGCAUGUGAAAAUGUUACUGAUAUUGGUGUAGUGGCAAUCGCAUUAAAUUGUCAAAAAUUAAAAUUAGUAAAUCUAGGUAGACAUCAUAAUGGGAAUAGGAUAACGGACGUGGCUUUAGUAGCACUGGGCAAAUACACGAAUGUGGAAACCAUUGGUUUAGCAGGUUGUUCCAUUACAGAUAAUGGCUUGUGGGAAUUUGCCAAAUGGAAUGGAGACAAUGUUAAACGUUUGUCUUUAAACAAUUGUAAAUCUUUGACCGACUAUUCUAUAUCAUAUUUAUUAGGCUUUAAUUAUUUUCCUGAUUUAUGUGUCUUAGAGAUAAGAUUUCUAGACAAUUUAAAAGAUGUUCGAUUCAUUGCAAAAUUUAAGCUGUGGAGAAAAUUCAAGAAAUUACCCCUGCUGAUUGAGAGUUGUGAAAGAAUUAGUGAGUUGAUUAACAAAGAAGAAAAACACUUAAUGAAAUAUAAUGCAAAACUAUCAUUAAUCGAAAUGACAACAUGGGUUAAUGAGGAGGAUGAAGACAAUGAUUAUAGCAGGAUAAAUUGUAAUUAA
Arxiozyma heterogenica is the source of this 1740-nucleotide messenger RNA. It is a transcript of the gene AMN1, whose product is annotated as Amn1p. Lineage: Eukaryota; Fungi; Ascomycota; Saccharomycetes; Saccharomycetales; Saccharomycetaceae. The transcript has a single exon. Gene Ontology annotation, biological process: SCF-dependent proteasomal ubiquitin-dependent protein catabolic process. The coding region runs from base 1 to 1740 and encodes 579 amino acids. The record is from RefSeq and is a predicted model, not a curated record. Gene Ontology annotation, cellular component: SCF ubiquitin ligase complex.